Molecule: messenger RNA, 3679 nt
Organism: Drosophila kikkawai
Lineage: Eukaryota; Metazoa; Arthropoda; Insecta; Diptera; Drosophilidae
Gene: Mybbp1A
Product: MYB binding protein 1a
Biological process (GO): regulation of DNA-templated transcription
Cellular component (GO): nucleolus
Molecular function (GO): transcription factor binding; transcription corepressor activity; sequence-specific DNA binding
Source: RefSeq, a predicted model, not a curated record
CGUGCCAUCGCUAAUGUGUUUGAAAACACGCUGCCGUGGAAAACGUGCUCCAUUAUUUGACUCCAAGCUCCAGAACUAUAUUAAUUAAGUUAAAUUAGCAACGAAACUAUGAAGAUCAAGGCGGCUAAGAGCCUUACCAAUGGCGUGACGGGCAAGACAAAGGACAAGGCAGAGCGGAAAAGACCAAAACCUGUCAAGUCCGAGGAGGAUGGCGGAGAACCUGAGCACCCGGCCAAGGUAGCCAAGUUGUCAAAGGACAAGAAAAAGAAGAAGCCUUCAGAGGAGCCUGAGAUGGAGAAGGAGAACAACACGCCCAACAAUGGCCUCAAGCUGUCCGAUAUCAACAAAGCCGUGUUUCCAGUGUUCAAGCGUCUUCAGAACAGCACGCUCUCCCAGAAGACGAUUAAUUCGUUGGUGGUCCUGCUCCGGGAUGACACCAAUGACCAACAGCGCACGGCCACAUGUUGUUAUGUAUUGAAGCGCUUGAUCCGUUCCACGGGAGCCGAUGACCUGGAGGCAGUGGCUCUAGCAUCCAGCUACAUCCUGUGUAUUCUCACCGCCGUGCCUGGACUGGAUGCCAUGGAGGUGCUAAAUAUUUUGAAGAGGGAUCUUGCCGUUGGAAGCCAGCAGAAGGGCAAGGAAGACUCUUUGGCCGCCGUGGGUCAGUUGGUCACUGCUGUGUGCAUUCUGCAGACGCCACAGUUUGCCGAGGCUUCGCCCAAACUGGUGGCAGCGGUCUACCAGAUACUGGCGGCUCAUCUCAAAGGCCGCGAGUAUCUGGUCUCCAUGUGCGUAGACAUUCUGGUGGAAUCUUUCAAACAGCUGCCCGUUGCCACAUUCGAAGAGUACGUGUGGCCAUUGUUAAAGCCGCAUUUGGACAAGCCCCUAGGCAGCGGCCUCAAGUUGAACACAUGUGACCUCCUGUUGACCGUGCACUUGACCUAUCCCUCGAUUUUGGGACGCCAGCAGUUGCUGGCCAGCCUGUGGCCCAAGAAACCACAGUUUGGGCAGCUCUUUGAGCUCUAUCUCGCGGGCUCGACCAUCCACAAUGAUGGCGUCUAUGCAAGAUUGGCAAAAUUUCUGGCAGCCGGCGGCAAGGACUUACUCUCCUCGUGGCAGCAGUUUGCCGACUCCAAACAGCCGCUGAAACUCAAUGCAGCCAAGGCGUGUGUGCUCCAAGUACUGGGCAACAUACUGCUCAGCUACAAAGACAAGGACGAACAGCCAUUGUUGGAUCUAUUUACGCCCACCUGCCUGAAGUUCCUCCUGCAGGAAUUGUCAUCCGUGAAAGCGGACAGAAGCGAGGCCCGGAAGCCGUCGCAAAAGGAACUGCGUGAGAUUUGCUUCAAGUUCGAGGGUUCCCUGGUUAUAAGCUACGAAAAACAGUUGCAGAAUGGAGACAUCAAGCUGCAGUUGCUCCUCAAGUUUUUGGAACAGAGGCUACAGUUUGACUCGCUGAUAAAUAUGCCACGCUUCACCCAGCAGUUGAUCAACCAAUUGGACGCCGCGGGUCUGCAGAAGCUCUACGAUCACUACAGCAAUCUGCUAGGCUCUCUUGAGGACGACGACCGGGUUAGCCGUGAGCACUGUCUCAACCAGAUGCAGUUCAUCCUGCAGCACACCAAACUGGACCAGGAGACCAAGUGGCGUCAGAAGCAGUUGCGUCACUUGAUGCUCGCCGGACUGUUCCAUUUGGAUGCUAGUCACGAACCGUGUGUGCCCAGCCAGGCCAGCUCCUUUAGCCGCCAGAGCUCCGCCCGCUGCGAGGAGAUCUUCAUGGGUUCCCUGCUACACAAGUGUUCCGGCCUAACAGCCUUGUGUCAGCUGCUCCAAAAGCACUUGGGUUAUCUCAACAAGCAACUGACCAAGCCGGAAACCGAGAACAAAUUGCGUUCACCAAGGGAAGAGGCUCUGCAGAAGGCUUGGAAGCAGGUGGAUAAACUGUUAGCAAAUCCCACUGACGAGACGGACAUUGUGGGUCAAACAUUCGAGGCUCUUAUCUUGUUUGUAUCGCUGGCGCUGUGUACGAAGAGUCCUCUGCCGGUAUCUGUAGUGGAGGAUCUGAUCAUCUGCCGGAAGAAUGCUCUGGAGAAGGGAAAGAAGAAGAAGAAGGCCGAUGACGGCGAGGAACUCCAGUGGCAGGAUGUACUGACAGACGUGCUGCUGCAGUUGCUGCUCCAAACUGGUCACUACUGGCGGGAGCUGGUCAACCUGGUGGCCAUUCCCCUGAUUCCCCACUUGGAGCACGGUAACCUCGAGCAGAUCCUUCAAGUGCUCAACAUGAACAUGAAUCCGCUGAGCAAGAAGGACGAAGCAGAAGAGGACAGCGACGAGGAAAUGGAAGAGGAGCAGGAGGCAGAGGCUGACUCCAGCGAUGAAUCCGACGGGGAAGAUGAAGAGGAAGACGAGGAGGAAGAUGACGAUGAGGAUGAUGAGGAGUCCCGUCUGGACCAAAUCCGAGAACGCGUUCGCCUAGCUCUGAUCGACAAUGGCGAGGCCGAUGAUGAUGACGCCAGCAGUGUGGAUUGGAAUGAUGUCAGCGAGGAGAAGGGCCAGCGCCUGAACGCUGCCUUGGAGAAUGCCUUCCAGUUGCGUAGACCCAGGUCGGCCAAACUGCAGGCCAAGCAAUUGCCCACGAAAUCGGAACGCAUCGACAGCACCAGCCUGCUGCACUUCCGCAUUCGCGCCUUGGAUCUGGUGGAGCUCUAUGUCACCGAAAAGCCCACGCAGGCGGUGGUCUUGGACGCUCUGAUCUGUGUCUUCCAGGUGUAUCGUCACUCUUGCGCGGAUACCAAACUGCAGUCGCUGCGGGAAGCCAGCACUAAGUUGCUUAAGAAGCUUCUAACCAAGAACAUUUCCUUUGAACCCAACCAGGACAAGACUCCCAUUCUGGAGGACAUUGAGCAGCUGCUCUCCAUUGGCGAGGAGGAACAGCCGGAUGAGGAGGCAGAAGAGAAACCUGGCAAGCAGCAGCCCACUCGCAAGGCCAAGGGCGAGGUCACACUCUGGCGAAACAAGUGCUUCGCCUACCUGGUAGUUCAGGCUUCGGGCGCUGACAAUCCCAAGGACAGUGUCGUGUGGCCUCUGCUGGUGAAACUUUUGGAGCUGUGGGUAGCCAACCGGCGAACAACCCUCUCCUUAGUCAGCUUCGAGGCUCUCUUUCAGGCCGAAAACUGGCGGGGAGUGGCUCCGCUGGCCGCGCUUCUGGCCUCCCACUUGAACGUAAAGAAGACGCGUAGCUUCCGACGGGCGCAAAUCUUGAAUCUACUCGGUGAGCAGUUCCGACGACUCGAAGCCGCCUUCAAGGAUAAUAACGCGUCUUCAAAGGACUUCGAAAAGCAACUGGCCAGCUAUGUGACGCAACUGGAGGCGGAGGCCAGCAGCAGUAGUCCCAAGGAGCUCAAGCUGCUGCAAAAGAUUCUGGCUCAGGGCGGUAAAAAGCGAGCGCAGCUGCUUGAAAAGAUCCAAGCGUUGGCCAAGAAGCCGCAAUAAAAGAAGUCAGUGAAAAGGUAGCCCAACUUUACAAAGCUGAAACAAUAUUGAGGUUUAAAGAUAUCAAUUUGAGUUUUUUUACAAUUGUUUUCCAGCUUAACAGGUUCAGAUAAUGAUGCUUUCAAAAGUAAUCUUAGGUUCUUCGUUCAUAGAAAUAAUGUAUAAAUAAAUACUGUUGAAUACUAAA